AAUAGUACGUUCUUGUGUCCACGAGGCGGGUGGGGGGAGGAGGAGGGUAAUGGCGACCUGCCAGAUCAUCAAAAGAAGGAACUGGAUUCUGGAUCCAUUAUCACUUCACUUCAGAUUUCAUCCAAAGAGGCCGGUGGUAUGGGACGAUCGCUGAACGAUGAGCCAUAUUAUCAUGGGUUCAUGUCGGCUGAAGAGUGUGAACCUUUAUUGAAGAAUAGUGGCGAUUUUCUGGUGCGAAAGGUGCAGGUGGAUGGUGAAGCAGAAUACGCGAUAACAGUGCGAGUUGAUGCAAGCGUGGUGAUGAGUUUCUUGAUCAAACGCAGUAAAUCUGUUCGUUUAUACUAUCGCUUUGCUGAUCACCACCGUUAA
Anisakis simplex (herring worm) is the source of this 369-nucleotide messenger RNA. Lineage: Eukaryota; Metazoa; Nematoda; Chromadorea; Rhabditida; Anisakidae. The record is from the annotation of a GenBank genome assembly.